Messenger RNA from Striga asiatica, 759 nucleotides. The record is from the annotation of a GenBank genome assembly. Lineage: Eukaryota; Viridiplantae; Streptophyta; Magnoliopsida; Lamiales; Orobanchaceae.
AUGAGGGAGGUCGAGACGUUUAAACGCCUCGAUUCAAAUCCAUUCACACCUCCCCACAUCCUCGAUUGGGGCCUUCUCGAGGACCUUAAGCUCAAAGACGACGUCAAGCGCUACUUGGCAUUGCUCGACCUCGAGCAAUUCGAGGACGUGAGUCCGUUUGCGUUCAAAACAUUGGCCUUGGAGUUCUUUACCACAGCCGUCAAGCAUGACAAUGGCAAAUACCUUACCGCUCGUCUCAAGGGUAAAGAGUACAAGAUCACGGACAAAGCACUCCUCACUCCAUGCGAAAAGUACAAAAGGACCGGCGCAUCGUCGGGUUUGCUCACCGAUGUAGGACACGCAGUGAUUCACAAGUAUAUCUCGCACAUGGUCUUCGGGAAGCGUGAGUCCAACAAGGUGAGCGAGCAGCAGGUCUUUAUCCUUUGGUCGGUAUCAAGAGACAAGCCAGUUAGCAUGUUGCAGUACCUCAAGAAUGCCCUUUUCGACAUACGAAAUGACACAAGGCGUGGCCCGAACUUGGGGCAUGUAGUUGCGGAUUUUGCCGAGUUCUUUGGGGUUGAGAUUGACGAACCCAAGGUUGGCGCCCAGUAUAUUACCGAGAGGGAGCUCUCCACCGCCGGGUUCAUUGACGAUCGUUACACCAUUCGUUCCGUUCAGAAACGGAGGAGUUACGAGAUUUAUAUGGCAUCUAUAGGCCAGGGAGUCGCCCCGUCCACAGCAGUAGCUGGUACGUCAGCCGGUCCAGCUGGAGGCCUCUGA